Messenger RNA from Aspergillus nomiae NRRL 13137, 204 nucleotides. RefSeq lists its product as uncharacterized. NCBI's taxonomy places the organism in Eukaryota, Fungi, Ascomycota, Eurotiomycetes, Eurotiales, Aspergillaceae. The transcript has 3 exons. The annotation marks the transcript as partial. The record is from RefSeq and is a predicted model, not a curated record.
AUGCCCACUCGAUUAUGCCAGGAAUCAUGGAUCGAAAUCAACAUGGCUUCUUCGGGGUAUUCUGGAAGUGUGCUCGAAUCGGUGAACGGCUCAGCCCGUUUCUAUCUUCUUUGGGGGUUGAAUGCCUCCUCGUUGCCCCUGUUUCUCUUUAAGCAAUUCUUCCACUUUUGUCUUUUCAUGAAUGAAGAUCCUACCAGCAAUCGG